Messenger RNA from Chelmon rostratus (copperband butterflyfish), 4060 nucleotides. RefSeq names its product ECSIT signaling integrator (gene ecsit). The coding region runs from base 123 to 1493 and encodes 456 amino acids. The transcript has 8 exons. The record is from RefSeq and is a predicted model, not a curated record. Lineage: Eukaryota; Metazoa; Chordata; Actinopteri; Chaetodontiformes; Chaetodontidae. Gene Ontology annotation, cellular component: mitochondrion. Gene Ontology annotation, molecular function: protein binding.
GUCCACCCGGCUUUUCAACAUGGAGACGUCCGCGAAGAGUGAUCUCUGAAGGAGACUAAUUUCAUCGUCUGUUUGUCAGCAUAAAUGUUCUGGUUCCUGAAGGUCAUUGAGAUGGCUCUACCAUGAAGUGUGCCCGCUGUCUGCUCCAGCUGCAGUGUCUGAGGCUGGUGGGCCGGUCAGCCAGGUCUGCAGCCCAGUAUGGCCCUCUGCUCCAGUCAGCCUCCACCAGUCAGCCCAGCACGCUACACAACACCAAGCACCAGGUGUUGAGGCAAUUCCACGGCAGCCCAGCAUGUGCCAAGAGUCGACCAGUGCCCACAGAGUCCAUCAACGAGGACGACAAGAAGAGGGAAAAGUCUCUGGUCGCCCACGAUGACCUGUUUGAAGAGGUGGCCAAAGAGGUAAAAACCAAGGCCAUGUUUAAUAAAGUGCUGGACGUCUUCACCAAGAGAGAUGUGAGACGGCGCGGCCACGUGGAGUUCAUCUACGCUGCUCUGAAGAAGAUGCCGGAGUUCGGUGUGGAGAAAGACCUGGUCGUCUACAACAAGCUGCUGGAUGUUUUUCCCAAAGAGGUGUUUGUGCCCAGAAACUUUAUCCAGCGAAUGUUCAACCACUAUCCCCGACAGCAGGAGUGUGGAGUACAGUUACUGGAGCAGAUGGAGAACUAUGGUAUCAUGCCCAACAUGGAGACUAAAGUCCUGCUGGUCCAGAUCUUUGGAGAGAAGAGCCACCCCAUGAGGAAGUACCAGCGCAUCAUGUACUGGUUCCCCAGAUUCAAACACAUAAACCCCUUCCCCGUUCCCAAAGAGCUGCCUGAAGACCCAGUGGACUUGGCUCGCUUCAGUCUGACUCGCAUCGCUAAUGACCUGGACGCUAAGAUCACCGUCUAUCAGCUGCCCUGUAUAGACAUCACAGAGAGAGGAGAGGAGAUCACACUGCCACAUGUAGUAGGCGUCCAGAGCCCCAGCCAGAUGGAGCUACUGGCCAAGCAUAACCCGAGCAGGCCAGUGUUUGUAGAGGGCCCCUUCCCUCUGUGGCUAAGAAAGAAGUGUAUAUACUACUACAUCCUCACAGCUGACCCCACGCCGCCGGACGAGAAGGUAGAGGAGCCCUAUGAUCCAGAGAGGUGUUUUGACUAUCCUCUGCAGCUUGACCUGGAUCUGGACCGUGACCUCGGGGACGACGAGAGUUUCAGUGUGGAAGACGUGGAUGAGGGUCCAGUCUUUGCCAUGUGUAUGACCGGCCAGGGAGACCAGGCCACCCUCAGCCAGUGGAUCUCUGGCCUCCAGCAAAACAACCCCAUCCUGGGUCAGGUCCCCACCCUGUUCCGCCUGGACCCCGGGCCCAAGGAGCUGCAGGGGGUGGCUGACACAGAGUCAGGCCAGCACCACAGCCAAGAGCCAGAGGAACAGAGAGAGGACAGCGAGCCUGAUGAAGAACCUGAGGUUAAAGCAGAAGAAGAGCCGAGGCGGAGCCGGGAGAUGAAACUCUGAACAGCAGUCAGACUGUGUGGUUAAGACUGACAAAAGAUAUCACGGCUAACUGGCUCACUGAUCACUGGCUGAUUUAGAAGUAUAUGUCCAUGCUGACUAGUGGCUGAACGAGAGUGUGUUCCUUUAACUACGGGACACACAAACUUUAUGGAACCUGAUGAAGACUCAAGGUUCAGUAAUCAAAUAAAUUGAUUUAAAAAAACUGCUCCUUCAUUUUAGUCUCUGUCAAAGGUUGCCUAGUCCACAUUUGAAAUUAUCUUAGUGUGUGCAGCCUGGGGGCUUUCCUGACCUUAUUAGCAUCUGACAGUGUCGGCUGAUAAGUAACACUACAUGUCAGUACAAAAAUGGCAAAGAUAUUUAGGAACAGUGUGUCCAGCAGAGAGCACUGACUAGUUUUGGUUUUUACGCUGUAAAUUGUCUUGCUCAGAACACAUCUUAGUCACAACCAACCUUAUUUAAAGGAACAGCACAACAUCUAUUGAUUUACACUGAUGUGCGUUCUUGCAGAGAGCUGGAUGAGAUUUAUGCCACUCUCAUAUCUGUAUGCUAAAUAUGAGGCUACAGCUAGGUGACGGCUAGCUUAGCAUAAAGACUGGAAAUGGGGUACAACUAGCCUGGCUCUGCCUGAAGGUAACCACAUCCACCUGCUGACAGCUCUCUAAUUAACAUGUUGUAUCCAUCUUAUUUAAUCUGUAUACAGACAGCAGUUUGUGGUUUUAGGGGCCUUGCUUCAUGCUGUGGUAGCCGGGUGCAGUGACUGCAGCUUUCUGGAGCCUCGCUGUCAGGUGUGGUACCCGUACACAGACCAAAUAGACCAAAACCAACACAUUGUUACAGAUUGAACAAACGAGAUAUGGCAUGUUAAUUCAUGAACCUCAGGGGCGCUGGUAGAGCUGUUGCCUCCUGGCACCAGUCUUUAUGCUAAGCUAAGAUAACCGACUGCUGCAAUUAUCUUCAUAUUUAGCGCCCAGACGUGAGAGUAGUGCCCAGCUGCUCAUCUGACUCUGGGCAAGGAAGUGACAGAAUAUAUUUUCUAUAUUCUCCAAAUCUCCUCAAAUACUCCUUUAAUGGUUCCUUGUCAAAAUGUUUGUUCAUGUUACUGUGUGUCUGAGUGGAUGUCUGACAUGAAACAGGAAAUAUCUGGUGGUAUCUGUUCCAGCUGUUGCAUAAGAUCCAAUCAUGGUUGGAGGACCGUUAAGUCAUACAUAAUACUGCUGCUACAUUUUUGUAUAUCUAACAUUUUAAAAGCUACAUUGUUGGUGGAGGCAUUGGAUCACAGAACAUCUGUUGCACAUGUAAACACAGGAUCCAGGAUGUCAGGAAACCAUUGUAGUCAAGUGUGAGUUGACAGGCCUGAAGGGUGGAGUUAUAUAAUCUUGGGGCGGUGGCCUGGUCAGGAAUGGCAGUCUAAGCAAUGAUGCAGGUGGGGUGGAGACAACAAACAUUAAGCUGACCUAACCUUAGUUACACAAGGAGUUUACUGCCUUUUCUGUGAGGGCCUUUUAACAUCUGUUGUCUUUGUAUGAGAAUUAUUGCUGCUAGAAGUCAGUUGUUUUAAUAAUCUACGUGUGAGAUUUGCCAUUGUUCUGAUAUGUCUUAUGCAGCACAACCUGUAACAGCUGAGCCGGUGGGAGGGUUUGUUGUUUGGUUUCCCUUUAACCACGAUGUCUUGCUGCAGAUUUCAGCCUGAUGGUAAUGUCCUGCCUACAGCUGUGGUGAGUCAGUGUGAAGAGAGAGACCUCAGAUGUGCAAAUACUGUCUGUAAUGUGAAUAAUAUUGUGCUACUAAAAGUCACCUUCAAAACCUCUCCACUGAGGCUAUCGGAGCAAAUAAAAGGCACCAUGUGUCUCUAAUCAUCACAAAAUGAAGAAUCCUUCCAGCUGUUAUGACUGAAGUUGUUUGUGUUCACGAUAGCAGCUGAAAUGUGACAUUAAAAUGAUCACUAACAACACUUAAAAUGGGUUGGGGUUUCUAACAAAUCCAAUAUGGAUGAGUUCAGAGCAGCAUAUUUUCCUGUUAUUUGGCAUUAUGUUUGUGGCAAUAAGUAAGAGCAGGAGGAAAACCAGAAAGAAGUAAUGACCUAAUGCAAAAAACAUCCAAAGACCGCAGAUAGCAUAAAAGCAUUAUUGAAUAAAUUGACUUAUUGGCAUCUACACAAGAUUUCUGCUAAUCCUAGAAAUCCUGGAUAAACUGGGAUUCUUCAAUGCUGAUAUUGGCAAAAUUGCCCAAAAUAUCGUGGAAAACAAUUUGUGUCCUUGAAACUGAACAAACAGGUAGCUGUUUAUUGAUUAGCUGUCCGGCCCACAACUUCACUGUUAUGCUUCACUCUCGCCGCUCUCAUAGCUUUGUUUCAGCCCCAGAAAGCUCUGAACUCACUGCACACUUCCUGCUCACCACCAAACAGCAGCAACACAGUGGAGCUUCUAGCAGAUGAAGAGCCAGACUUUUCUCUCAGGAGUUUGGUGGAGACCAAAACCAGAGAUAAAAGGAGAGGGAAUUUUGACCAACCAAAAACAUCAUCAGUUGUAGCAGGUUUCACUUCUUAGGUAUUCAGUUUAAGGUAUGAA